UCUCGUAGCUGCAGCAUCCAACAUCGCUUAAGAAAUCGGGACGUUUUUUGUUUAAUCAGCAUUAUGUAAAAAAGCAAUUAUACUAUACAAAAGUAAAAUCUUUGAGAAAAGAUUUACAGCAUUCUACUAAGAUCCCCCUCACACUACGCUGAAAGUGGACACAAUGACGAAACUUUCGGUUGUAAUCAUUUGGUUGUGCAUUUCCGGAACUCUUUGCAUGCCACCGCUGAGUUUUGAAGCCAAUCCCGAUACAAAGCGCCUUUACGAUGAUCUAUUGAGCAAUUACAAUCGACUGAUUAGACCCGUGGUCAAUAACACAGAAACCCUGACCGUUUGGCUAGGUUUGAAACUUUCCCAACUGAUUGAAGUCAAUCUUAGAAAUCAAGUGAUGACCACCAAUCUGUGGGUUAAACAGCGAUGGUUUGAUUAUAAGUUACGUUGGGAUCCCGAAGAAUAUGGAGGCGUUGAACAACUAUAUGUGCCAUCCGAACACAUCUGGGUGCCGGACAUUGUGCUCUACAAUAAUUGGGAUGGUAAUUAUGAGGUAACCCUUAUGACUAAAGCUACUCUCAAAUAUACUGGGGAAGUUUUUUGGGAGCCACCAGCCAUUUACAAGUCAUCGUGUGAGAUGAAUGUUGAGUAUUUCCCAUACGAUGAGCAGAUCUGCUUUAUGAAAUUCGGCUCGUGGACAUACAACGGUGCUCAAGUGGAUUUGAAACAUUUGGACCAGGUUCCUGGCAGUAAUCUUGUGCAAAUUGGAAUUGAUUUAAGUGAAUUUUACUUAUCCGUCGAAUGGGAUAUUCUAGAAGUCCCAGCUACUAAGAACGAGGAGUACUAUCCUGAUACACUGGAACCUUUCUCAGACAUCACAUUCAAGUUGACAAUGCGACGAAAGACUUUAUUUUACACGGUCAAUUUGAUAAUACCGUGUGUGGCUCUAACGUUCCUCACGGUGCUUGUGUUCUAUUUACCAAGUGAUUCGGGAGAGAAGGUUACGUUAUGUAUUUCUAUUCUUGUGUCUUUGACUGUGUUCUUCUUGCUGUUGGCCGAAAUUAUACCGCCAACCUCGUUGGCUGUUCCGCUGCUCGGCAAAUACCUCCUAUUUACAAUGAUCUUGGUAUCGUUGUCUGUUUGGACAACGGUUUGUGUUUUGAAUAUCCACUUUCGUUCACCAUCCACCCACAACAUGUCACCGUGGGUGCGCACCGUCUUCAUAACGUUCAUGCCCAAAAUUAUGUUCAUGCAACGAUCACCGAUUGACAUGCCGGAUUUUGUCAAUCUACCGGAGUACAACGGCUACACCAAUGAGAUUGAUGUGAGGGAUAGCAUCAGCGAUUAUCCAUGUGAUUUUAAGGAUGGGCAGGAUACUGUCUACGAUAAUGGAGUUCAAGCGGCAUCCAUAGAAGAUUCGGACAAUGUUAUUCCACGUCGUUUGACGCCAGAAGUUUUGCAAGCCUUACGUGCAGUCCGAUUUAUUGCUCAGCAUAUUAAGGAUGCUGACAAGGAUAACGAGAUCAUUGAGGAUUGGAAAUUCGUUUCCAUGGUCUUGGAUCGGUUCUUUUUGUGGACAUUCACUUUGUCAUGCAUCUUUGGGACGUUUGCUAUUAUCUGCCAAUCGCCAUCGCUGUAUGACACGCGCCUUCCCAUCGACCGCAAGUUGAGUGAGAUACCAUUGAGGAAGAACAAUUUCAUGUUGCCGCCGGAUAUUGUGCGUCAGAUUGUUAAUUAAAUUUCGCAGCUCCAAACCAACAGCCACACUCUUUGUCUAAGCGUUGGCAUCCUCCGCCUUCGUUAGUCUGUCUAUUUUAUUGCGUUCCUAUUUCCCACACCAGCAUCCUUUGCUUGGCUAAAAUGACACCGCUGAUGUUCCUGUCGAUAGCGAUGAUGUGCAAUGAGGGAGUGCUUCGGGAAUAAUUGAAAAAUCCACGGCUUUUUGGAUGGCAGUUUAAGACUGAAGGCUUCUUCCUUUUCGCUUAUGAUUGAUGUACAAACCCCUACCCCUCCAGCCCUCAGUUGAAUGGAGCAUAAAAGCCACAAAUCAUCCACCAGGACUAGGCAGGCCAAUAUCAAUGGAAAUUAACCAGACCAAGUAUCCAUCGUCGGAAACCAUUUUAAAGUCCUGGGCAAUAGGGACGGGAAUUUUAACAGCAACGGCAAUAGCAACAACAACAACAACAACAACAAUAUAUGAUAUCCUAAAAUAAACAACGACGAUAUGACAGUCUGACAAAUGAGAGGAUUGUUGUUUCUCAUUUUUAAAAUAAAAUGGAAUUUUAGCACCCACAGUUCACGGCUUACUACAUUCAUGGCAGACCAUCAUAACAUCAUCUUUCACUAGUCUAACAUUUUUUAUUACUUACCGCCUAAGAAACACCAGGAUGUUACAGUGUGUAUUGGGUUGUACCGCGGUGAGGAGGAAACUCGAAAUAAUUGUUAAUUUGUUUGAAUUUGCUUAGGCGGCAAUGUCUUCCUUCACAUUUAGCUCCCAAAACCAAAGUGGCCUAAAAUUCUCCAUCCCUCUCCCUCCUCCUCUGUGAAUGCUGAACACAUUUCGGUACAACCUAAUAAAUUAUGAGCAGACGCCAUACUUUGGCAUGUGUGUGUGUGUAUUUUUGCUGAUUGUUUCUGAGCCUAAGGCAUCGGCAUUAGCGAAUGAAAAAUUCUGCCACUGUUCAUCCUUCUCAUAAUAGCAUUGAAUAGAAAAGUUUAUAAAAAUAAAGAAAAUUUGAAAUUGAAAGGAAAAAUAAUCGCAGCGGGAGCACCAUCCGCAGUUUAAUCAAAA
Molecule: messenger RNA, 2782 nt
Organism: Stomoxys calcitrans (stable fly)
Lineage: Eukaryota; Metazoa; Arthropoda; Insecta; Diptera; Muscidae
Gene: nAChRbeta2
Product: acetylcholine receptor subunit beta-like 2
Exons: 10
Coding region: 164-1729 (521 amino acids)
Biological process (GO): monoatomic ion transmembrane transport; chemical synaptic transmission; nervous system process
Cellular component (GO): synapse; postsynaptic membrane; neuron projection
Molecular function (GO): acetylcholine-gated monoatomic cation-selective channel activity; transmembrane signaling receptor activity
Source: RefSeq, a predicted model, not a curated record